This is a messenger RNA of Drosophila takahashii, 625 nucleotides long. Its product is annotated as venom peptide MmKTx1-like. NCBI's taxonomy places the organism in Eukaryota, Metazoa, Arthropoda, Insecta, Diptera, Drosophilidae. The record is from RefSeq and is a predicted model, not a curated record.
AAUUUGUUAACGGACUAGGCUGGUCAUGAAUAGUUUUGAGAUCGGUCUGAUCCUGCUGGGACUCUUUACACCUUAUGGACACGGUCUUGUGCAUUUCAAGAAACUUGAACCUGGAGCGGAAGGUGGUUGCAAGGGCGUAACGGGAAAUGACUUAAAGGUGGGCGAGACGGAAAAGGACGAAAAUACGUGCGGAGUUUACGUUUGCCAGAACGAUCGGGGUGAUGCAUUGAUCCACUACUGCCAAAUGCCGGCCACUUUUCAGGAGUGCGCCGAGGAAGGAGUUUCCACCGUGCGGCCAUUUCCCGAGUGCUGUUGGAUCUGUGUAGAAUGGCACGAUUGCGAUGGAGGGGGCGAUGAUGGGGAAGAUGGAAAUGCGAACGAUGGUGAAGAAAGGGGCUUGGAUGGUGGUGACGCAAACGAGGGAGGUGGUGAAGGAAACAAGAAAGGUGGGGAAGGAUCAGGGGAAAAUGGUGAAGGAAACAAGAAAGAUGGGGAAGGAGCAGGGGAGAGUGGAAAAGAAAGCAAAAGAAAAUACAAACAUAAACUAUUCUAGAUAAUUACUAAAAAAUUAGCUAAAAACAUAAAUAAAUAAUAAGGAGUAGGUCCUUUGAAAUUGGUUAAAAUA